Chlorella variabilis is the source of this 2076-nucleotide messenger RNA. RefSeq lists its product as hypothetical. The record is from RefSeq and is a predicted model, not a curated record. Gene Ontology annotation, molecular function: serine-type endopeptidase activity. The coding region runs from base 1 to 2076 and encodes 691 amino acids. Gene Ontology annotation, biological process: proteolysis. NCBI's taxonomy places the organism in Eukaryota, Viridiplantae, Chlorophyta, Trebouxiophyceae, Chlorellales, Chlorellaceae. The transcript has 11 exons.
AUGGCCCAGUCUGGCGCCGCCAUGGCCACGCCGCCGCCGCAGCAGCCCAAGCCUCGGGAGGAGCCGGCCGGCAUGGAGGAGGAGGCGCGCCUGCUGGAGGCCUUUGCCAGCCUGCCGGCCGUGUCCCGCGCCUGGGCCUUCCCCGCCGCCACCCACGACGGCGUGCGCGUGACGGUGCAGCUGCAGCAGCGCAACCUGGCCGCCAACGCGCAGCGCAAGUACCUCACCAGCUUCCUGGUGAACGAGGCGGUACUGGAGGCGGGCGCGCUGGACCCCAGCCCGCCUGCCGAGCAGGCCGGCGUGCUGCUCUACGCCCCCUCCCCCUCCGGCCGCCACCUGCUGGUGGUGCGCGCCGGCAGCGGCGACAGCAGCGCGGUGCUGGAGCUGUGGGACCAAUGCCGGGUGGUGGCCGAGCGGCACGUGCCGCAGGCGCUGCACGGCGCCGUCUACAACGACGGCUGGUUCGGGCAAGGUGCCUCCUGGUCUCACGACGAGUCGCUGGUGGCGUAUGUGGCUGAGGCGCCGCCGCCGGCCAAGACGCCAGAGUGGUGCGCCGCGGCGGCGGGGCCCGACGGCAAGAAGGCCGAGGGAGCGGCGGCGCCCAAGGGCUGGCGGGGCCAGGGGGAGUGGAGCGAGGACUGGGGGGAACUCAACACGGGCAAGAAGCCGCCCACGCUGUUUGUGCUGGACUGGGGCGCGGCGGCGGUGCGGCGCGUGCAGGGGCUGCCGCAGGACGCCAGCUGCGGCCAGCCCGUGUGGGCGCCGCAGGGCGACGCGCUGGUGUUUGUGAGCUGGCAGCACCAGAGCGAGCUGGCCAGCCCGAACUUUCCUCAGCGCCUGGGCCUGGUGCACUGCUUCAACCGCCCCUGCAGCCUGCACGCCCUGCCCUGGCCGCAGCCCGCCGCCGACGGCGACCUCGGCGCCGCCGCCGACGCCCCCACCUGCCUCACCGCGCCCCUGGCCAGCGCCUUUUCUCCUCGCUUCUCCCCCGACGGCUGCACCCUGGUCUUCCUCAGCCAGCAAAACGCGGUGGCCAGCGGCGUGCACAACGCCACCGCCACGCUGCACAGCCUGAGCUGGGCGGGCGCCGGCGCGGCGCUGGCGGGAGGCUCGGUGCCGCCGCCACGGACGGUGGUGGACACUGUGUGGAAGCCAGCCAGCACAGACGGCUUCCCCGGCCUGUACUGCACUUCCCUGCCCGAGCAGCCCUUCCUCCCCGGCAGCCACACGCUGCUGCUGACCACGCAGUGGCGCAGUCUGGCGGCGGUGGUUGCCGUCGACAUGCAGAGCGGCGGCGUCAGCCGCGUCAGCCCCGCCAACGGCGCCAGCUGGUCCCUGCUGGCCUCGCACGGCGGCUGGGUGGUGGCCUGCGAGAGCCGGCCCAGCCAGCCCUUUGCCCUCUUCGCCGCGCACCUGCCGGCGGCGGAGCAGGCGGCGCCGACGGCCCAGGCGUGGGGCUGGAGCAGCCUGCCGCUGCCAGACGCAGACGCGGGCAGCUUCCCGCCGGCGGUACGCCAGCAGCUGCAGGAUGUGGCGGUGACGGUACUGCAGGUGGCGCCUCCCACCCCUCCCACCGACGUCGCCCUUGAGACGGUGGUACUGCACAGCAGCGCCCAGGCCGCAGGGCCCCGCCCCACCAUCAUCACUCCCCACGGCGGCCCCCACACCGCCUACCUGGCGCAAUACUUCAUGCCCCUCUCCUACCUGGUCGCCCUGGGCUACAACGUCGUGCUGCUCAACUACCGCGGCUCCACAGGCUUCGGCGAGGCCUCCAUCCAGUCCCUGCCCGGCAAGAUCGGCGCCAGCGACGUCGCAGACUGCCUGGCCAGCCUGCAGGCGGCGGUGGAUGCGGGUGGGUCCCGCGUGCGCGCCCCGCUCUUCUUCAUGCUGGGUGCCAAGGACCGACGGGUGCCGCUGGACGAUGCCAAGCAGUACAUCAACGCGCUCAGGCGGCGCAAGGAUGCCCCGGAGACGCGGGUGAUCGUCUUCCCGGAGGACAGCCACGCCCUGGACAAGCCUCAGACCGAGUUUGAGCAGUGGCUGAAUGCGGCGUGGUGGUGCAAGAGGUUUGUGUGA